AUGCUGCCCGCGGCCGUCAGGAAGUGGCUGCACCGGCCCAAGCGCUCCGACCCCAGGCUGCUGUCCCAGUUCUUCUACGCCGACGAGCGGGUGACCCGCGUGGUGAUGGAGAUAAACGGGCUGGACGUGGAGACGGACCCUCAGCAAUACUUGGUGCUGCUAAACCAGCUGCACCUCAGCCAGGCUCACCUGCUGACCCUCAUCGAGCGGCUCAUGGACGAGUGCAUCCCCAAGGAGAGGCACUGCCGUGACUACCUGGCCAAGUUCCCGGAGGAGCUCCUGGUGGACAAUCUGGGGAACCACGUGCUGUUUGCAGCUGAGUGUCUGGUGGCAGGCACCGUUCUGGAGCUGGAAGAGGCGGAUGGGCUGCAGCUGCGUCCCCUGGCCAAGAACCUGCUGUGCAGCUUGCAGCUGGUGCGGAAAGUGCUGCGGGAGCAGAGCCUGAGCCAGGCCAGCACCUGCUCGGAGCCCGUGCGCAUGGCGCUGAUCCGCUUUGACACGCUCUUCGCUGAAUUUGAACUCAGCUACGUGUCCUUGCUGGUCUCGGUGAAGUCCCCGGAGGAGCUCUACAAGCAGCAGGAGAUCGUGGUGCUCUUCUGUGAGACAGUGGAGAGAGCCCUGAAACUCGGCUACCUGAGCCAGGACAUGAUUGACGGGUGCGAGCCGCUGCUGAUGUUCACCAUCCCCCGCCUGGCCAUCAUCAGUGGGCUCCUCAUCUAUCCCGAGGGGCCCCUCAGCCUGGACCGGACGCCCCAGGAGAUGUCCAGAGUCUUCAGCCCCUUUCACAGCGUGCUGAAAAAAAUCAGGGACCUGCUCCGCGUGCUGUCAGAGGAGGAGCUCGACCUGCUGGAGAAGAGCUUGUGCGCGGCCGAAUCGGAGGGUCCUUGCAGCGCAGCCUCUCCUGAGCCCAGGGGCGAAGCGGCUCCGGACACUCGUCUCCCUGCCCCCUGGUGCUCCCCAGAGCCCACCCACAACUGCUCUCUGCACCCCGCAGCUGCUGCGGGAGCCCACUGCACCAUGGCCUGCAGCGCCGGAACAGCUGCUAACACAGACGCCGGAGCCCCAGGGACUGCCAGUGGAGCCACACACAGGAGCAUGGAGGAGGCAAAGGAGCCAGUGACCCCUGGCUCAGACCCUCUCCCCGAAAGGCCCCUGAACGUGAGGACUAGUGGCGUGGAUGUGGCCUGCACUGGGUCAGCCUCGUCGGGCCUGUGGCCACCUGCUGAGGCUCUGCACCCGGGGGAACCUGGCCCAGCCGGCAAGCCCAGCAGGGACAUGCGGCCGCAGGUGCACUUGGCCAUGCCAGAGGGAGCAGGGCACGCUGGUAGCAUGGGGCCUCCCUGGGACAGAGGCCAGCAGUCCUGGGCAUGCUCCACGGGCCGUGGCCAGCUGACACUAGUGGCUUCUGGGCCACGGGAGCUGACUCUGCCAGGAGGAUGUGUGGAGGCCUGUGCCUGCGUGCGGAACGGGCGGGCGAGGCCAAGCCAGGCCCAGGCUCCCCCCCCGCUCCUGCCUGGCGACAGCAGCAGGCCCCUGGGGCAGCAGCCAGGCAGUGCCCGGGGCAGAGUGCUCCGCGGGGCUGUGCUGAGCGUGCGCCGGGCAGAGCUCCGCUCCCGCUACAGCAGCGCCCAGGACAUGAUCCACACGCUCUUCGUCUGCAUCUCUGGGGUGGCAGACCAGCUGCAGACCAACUUCGCCAGCGACCUGCGGAGCAUCCUGAAGACGGUGUUCCACAUCAUGACAUCCCAGCCCGAGGCCCCGGUGGUGACAGAUACCGGCCAGGAGGAAGAGGCGGGAGAAGCUUCGCCCUUGGCAGACUGUGCUCUGUGCUCCAGCCGCGGGGAGGGGAAUGGGACCAGGCAAGGAGACGGCACCUCCAGGCUGCCCGAGUGGGUGCCGGACGGCACAUGCAGCCAAUGCACAGCGUGUCGGGCACCCUUCACGGUGAUCCGCCGACGGCACCACUGCCGCAACUGUGGGAAGAUCUUCUGCUCUCGCUGCUCCCAGCACACGGCGCCGCUCCCUCACUACGGCCUCCUGAAGCUAGUGCGUGUCUGUGCUCACUGCUACACCACGCACCUCCCUGCCAGCCCCCAGCCCCCCAGCCGCCCCUGA
Emys orbicularis (European pond turtle) is the source of this 2115-nucleotide messenger RNA. RefSeq names its product lateral signaling target protein 2 homolog. The transcript has 13 exons. Lineage: Eukaryota; Metazoa; Chordata; Testudines; Emydidae. Bases 1 to 2115 code for a protein of 704 amino acids. Gene Ontology annotation, molecular function: metal ion binding. Gene Ontology annotation, cellular component: early endosome membrane. The record is from RefSeq and is a predicted model, not a curated record. Gene Ontology annotation, biological process: negative regulation of epidermal growth factor-activated receptor activity.